AGCUGCGAAAGCGUCUGGUUCGGCAGCUCCUCCUCUCUGCAGACCUAACAGCCAAGUGAGAUCUCCAUUCAAACACAUCCAAAACUCCGCGGGAUGAGACUACAUUUUCCGCUAAUCAGCCACUGAUCAUCGCUUCGCUCCAUCGAAAGGAAAGUGGCAGUGGAAACAGAAUAGAUUUUGAUUGCGAAUAAAAAGAAAUAGCUAGCUUGGUAGCUAAGUGGUUACAAAUUCCGCCUGGUGAUACUGACAAGUGGUUGCUAGCAGGCUACUCCAACAGACUGCAAACAUGGCGAGCGCUUCAUACCAUAUUUCUAAUCUACUAGAAAAAAUGACAUCAAGUGACAAAGAUUUCAGAUUCAUGGCCACCAAUGACCUGAUGUCGGAGCUGCAGAAAGAUUCAAUCAAACUGGAUGAUGACAGCGAGCGCAAGGUAGUCAAGAUGAUCCUGAAGUUGCUGGAAGAUAAGAAUGGGGAGGUCCAGAAUCUGGCUGUUAAAUGCCUUGGUCCGCUGGUGAGCAAAGUGAAAGAGUACCAGGUGGAAACCAUUGUUGACACGCUCUGCACCAACAUGCUGUCUGACAAGGAACAGCUCCGAGACAUCUCCAGUAUCGGACUCAAGACAGUCAUCGGAGAGCUGCCGCCGGCAUCCAGUGGCUCGGCCCUGGCUGCCAGUGUGUGUAAAAAGAUCACAGGGCGCCUAACUAGUGCCAUCGCCAAGCAGGAGGACGUGUCGGUUCAGCUGGAGGCCCUGGACAUUAUGGCUGAUAUGCUUUGCAGACAGGGCGGCCUGUUGGUCAACUUCCACCCCUCCAUCCUGUCCUGCCUGCUGCCCCAGCUGACCAGCCCCCGCCUGGCUGUCCGGAAGAGGACCAUAAUCGCCCUGGGUCACCUGGUCAUGUCCUGCGGGAAUCUGGUGUUCGUGGACCUCAUCGAGCACCUGCUGUCGGAGCUCUCUCGGAACGAGUCCAUGUCCACCACGCGCACCUACAUCCAGAGCAUCGCGGCCAUCAGCAGACAGGCUGGACACCGGAUCGGUGAAUACUUGGAGAAGAUCAUUCCUCUGGUUGUGAAGUUCUGUAACAUAGACGAUGACGAGCUGAGGGAAUACUGCAUCCAGGCCUUCGAGUCCUUCGUCAGGAGGUGUCCAAAAGAGGUGUACCCUCAUGUGGGCACAGUCAUCAGUAUCUGUCUCAAGUAUUUGACCUACGACCCCAACUACAACUACGAUGAUGAGGAUGAAGACGAGAACGCCAUGGAUGCAGACGGGGCAGAUGAAGACUAUCAAGGAAGCGAUGAUGAGUACAGCGAUGAUGACGACAUGAGCUGGAAGGUGCGACGCGCCGCGGCCAAGUGUCUCGACGCCGUUGUGAGCACACGUCACGAGAUGCUGCCUGAGUUUUACCGCACGGUGUCACCCGCUCUCAUCGCCCGCUUCAAGGAGAGGGAGGAGAAUGUGAAGGCUGAUGUGUUCCACGCCUACCUGUCGCUGCUGAAACAGACCCGGCCUGCUCAGAGCUGGCUGUGUGACCCUGACGCCAUGGAGCAGGGUGAGACCCCCCUCACCAUGCUGCAGAGCCAGCAGGUGCCAAUGAUCGUGAAGGCCCUGCAUAAGCAGAUGAAGGAGAAGAGCGUGAAGACCCGGCAGUGCUGCUUCAACAUGCUGACAGAGCUGGUCAACGUGCUGCCUGGGGCCCUCACACAACACAUCCCUGUCCUGGUACCAGGAAUAAUAUUUUCCCUCAACGACAAGUCCAGUUCGUCCAACCUGAAGAUCGAUGCCUUGUCCUGUCUUUAUGUCAUCCUGUGUAACCAUCAGCCCCAAGUCUUUCACCCCCACGUUCAGGCCCUAGUUCCCCCCGUGGUGGCCUGCGUGGGAGACCCCUUCUAUAAGAUCACCUCGGAGGCCCUGCUGGUCACCCAACAACUGGUCAAGGUCAUCAGGCCCGUGGACCAGCCGGAGCGGGACACGUUCGACGCCACCCCGUACAUCGACGACCUCUUCACCUGCACCAUCGGACGACUCCGGGCCGCCGAUAUCGACCAGGAGGUGAAAGAGCGGGCCAUUUCCUGCAUGGGCCAGAUCAUCUGUAACCUAGGCGACAGUCUGGGUUCUGACCUGCCUGGGACGCUGCACAUUUUCCUGGAGCGCCUGAAGAAUGAGAUCACCCGACUGACCACAGUCAAGGCCCUCACGCUGAUCGCAGGCUCCCCGCUAAAGAUUGACCUUCGACCUAUUCUGGGCGAGGCAGUGCCCAUCUUGGCUUCUUUCCUGCGUAAGAACCAGCGGGCGCUGAAGCUGAGCACCCUGGCCGGGUUGGACAUCCUGGUCAAGAACUACAGCGACAGUGUGACGCCGGCCAUGAUCGACGCAGUGCUGGCUGAGCUUCCACCACUGAUCAGCGAGAGUGACAUGCACGUGUCUCAGAUGGCCAUCAGCUUCCUGACCACCCUGGCCCGGGUCCACCCUCUCUCCCUAGCUAUGAUUGGCGGGUCGACCAUCCUCUCAGAACUCAUCUCUCUGGUCAGGUCUCCUCUGCUGCAGGGAGGGGCUCUUAGUGCCAUGCUGGAGUUCUUCCAGGCUCUAGUGGGCACCGGGACCGCCUCUCUGGGCUACAUGGACCUGCUUCGCAUGCUGACCGGUCCAGUGUAUGCCCAAAGUGCUGCACUGACCCACAAACAGUCUUACUACUCCAUCGCCAAGUGUGUUGCCGCCCUGACCCGGGCCUGUCCUAAGGAGGGGCCUGCCGUGGUUGGUCAGUUCAUCCAGGAUGUGAAGAACUCCCGGUCCACAGACUCCAUCCGCCUGCUUGCUCUGCUCUCACUGGGGGAGGUGGGUCACCACGUGGACCUGAGUGGCCAGCCGGAGCUAAAGACGGUCAUCCUGGAAGCGUUCUCCUCCGCCUCCGAGGAGGUCAAGUCUGCCGCUUCCUACGCUUUGGGGUCAAUCGCCGUGGGCAACCUGCCGGAGUACCUGCCCUUCGUGCUGGGGGAGAUCUCCGGGCAGCCCAAGAGGCAGUACCUGCUGCUGCACUCUCUGAAGGAGAUCAUCGGCUCGGCAUCGGUAGCCGGUCUGAAGCCGUACGUGGAGAACAUCUGGACCCUGCUGCUGAAGCACUGCGAGUGUGCCGAGGAAGGGACCCGGAACGUGGUGGCCGAGUGUCUGGGGAAACUCACCCUCAUAGACCCUGAAACGCUGCUGCCCAGACUAAAAGGAUACCUGCUUGCAGGAUCGUCUUACGCCAGAAGCUCAGUUGUGACUGCGGUGAAGUUCACCAUCUCAGACCACCCACAGACCAUAGACCCCCUCCUCAAAAACUGCAUAGGUGACUUCCUCAAGACGUUGGAGGACCCCGACUUGAACGUGCGUCGUGUUGCCCUGGUCACCUUCAACUCCGCAGCCCAUAAUAAGCCCUCCCUGAUUCGGGAUCUACUGGACUCGGUCCUGCCACACCUCUACAACGAGACAAAAGUUCGCAAAGAGCUCAUCAGGGAGGUUGAGAUGGGCCCCUUCAAACACACGGUGGAUGAUGGGCUGGACAUAAGGAAGGCGGCGUUCGAGUGCAUGUACACCCUCCUGGACAGCUGUCUGGACCGACUGGACAUCUUCGAGUUCCUCAACCACGUAGAAGACGGACUCAAGGACCAUUACGACAUUAAGAUGCUGACGUUCCUUAUGCUGGCUAGACUGUCCACUCUGUGUCCCAGUGCCGUUCUUCAGAGGCUGGACAGGCUGGUGGAACCACUACGCGCCACCUGUACCACAAAGGUGAAGGCCAACUCUGUGAAGCAGGAGUUUGAGAAGCAGGAUGAAUUGAAGCGUUCUGCCAUGCGGGCGGUUGUUGCCCUCCUCACCAUCCCCGAAGCAGAGAAGAGCCCACUGAUGAGUGAGUUCCAGUCCCAGAUCUCCUCCAACCCCGAGUUGGCUGCCAUCUUUGAAAGCAUCCAGAGGGACUCGUCCUCUGCUAACAUGGAGUCCAUGGACACCAGCUAAACUACGACUCCCAUAAUGCCGCUCUUCUUCCCUUCAUUCCCAAACAAGAUGACGCCGCAACAACAAAAACCCCGGGGACUCCCUUUUAUCGAUCGUCCCAUGAUGCAUUGCACUGAAUCAACAACAGUUGUAGGAGAAAAGAAGAUUAAAUAGACUUUAAAAUGCCAGAAAAAAAGUGUUGAGAAAAUACAAAAAAGGAGAAAAAAAUACAUUCUCUUUAAAGGCUUCUAAGUUUUAGCACCACAUUUCUCGUUUUCUUUUUCAAAAAAAAAAAAAAAAAAACAGCAUAAAUAAAUUGGUUAUUGGUUUGUUCCAUCGUUCCUUUUUAUUUAUUGUUAUUUUCAGUUUGGGUUUUAUAACAGUUCCAGAAGAAUUCCACAGGUACCUCCAUGCAGAUUUUGGAUGCUGCUGUAGAGUGACUGUCGCUGGCAUGACAUGAAAUAUGAACUGACUUUAGUGGAAACGGACUGCCUACAGCUUUAUGCUACAACUGAUGGGAGAUGCAUACACACUGCUCCAAACAUACAGGACAGGAGCCAAGACUUCACUAACAUGGGAUCAACGUGGGGAAUAUAAAAUAAGAUGGCAUGUUGAGUUUAGCGUUCCUUUGACCAUCAUCAUUUUUGUUGCCAUGUUUCUUACCAGACCAGAUUUAGCUGAAUUGAAUGGGAAGGGUUUGUUUUUGGCUUUCUUUUUCUACGAAUUGAAUGUCCAUUUUGUCUGUUAUAAUUUUUUGUUGUGUCUUUGUGGAUUGUUGGCUGAAGAAGGGUAGGUAGGUUGGUUGGUGGGAUUCAAAGAAUCUGAAGAGGUGUUGUUUAAAACUGUUUAGAAAUAUACUAUUAAAGGAGAUAAAUGACAUGUUCAGGACAGCGUGCUCUGUCAAAAAGAGUUGACUUCUGGAGUGUUCUCACUUCCCUGUCUCUGACUUUUGGUAGAGGGAUGAGGUGUUUAUCACUUGACCCCCCCCCACAGUCGCCAUUGUUUUUAAACAACCGAUAAGGGCACAUCGGCCACACCCAAUGAACAUUCAUGAUGUCUGGUACAAGGCUGCAAUUGUCUUGGUGAAUGCCCUGCUGCGUUAGCAACAGAAGUGUGAACCGUGUGAAUAAAUGUUCUCCUCACAUUCAGGGGUUGUAUUCUAAGUAGUGCUGAGGUUUGAGACUAUACCGAGACCUAGUGUAUACUGGAAGCCUGUAGAGGAGGCUGAAACUGCCUUGCGCUAAAACCUGACUGUUCAGGACACCCUUUUGCUUGUUUUAUUCGAUUGAUCGACCAGUUCCUUUGUGACUAAUGUUAAUUCUACACUCUACUGCAUUCCUUGUUCAGGCAGGGGUCAGGGUGCGACCCAAAAGGAACCCCAUUUCCUUUAUCGUGCAUUGCGGUUAAGGUAAAAAAAUAAAAUAUAUAGUGCACUUUAUAAAGAAGGGGGUCCCAUUGAGAAAGUGGUUUGUGAGAAUCCAUGUCUUGUCUUGCCCGUUCUGACUGGUUGGUUUGAAAUUGAAAUGGCUUUCACUUUUUUUUUUUCUCUCAAGGGCCCUCUUUUUUUUUUUCCUCAUACGGAUCUUAUGUUCCCCUCCUUCCUGGAAGGAAGAGGUCACUCAUGAAGGAACUGAGAAGUGGAAGACACUGGUAUGGAGUCCAUUGUGACUUCUGUUGACGUGAGCUUGAUGUGUGCCGCAGAGAGAGGGGCAGGUGUAUACUCUUAUACCCCCACUGUAUAGGUUUAUAUAUAUAUAGGGAUGUAAAGCUCAGCAUUUCAUGAGAGUUGCUGCGUUAAGGUGUGAUGAUAAGGUAUGUUCAGAAAAACCAUAUGAAAAACCAAAUGCCCAAAUAAAGAGGUCCAUUUCUG
This is a messenger RNA of Esox lucius (northern pike), 5840 nucleotides long. RefSeq names its product cullin-associated and neddylation-dissociated 1 (gene cand1). The coding region runs from base 287 to 3991 and encodes 1234 amino acids. Lineage: Eukaryota; Metazoa; Chordata; Actinopteri; Esociformes; Esocidae. Gene Ontology annotation, cellular component: nucleus. Gene Ontology annotation, biological process: protein ubiquitination; SCF complex assembly. The transcript has 24 exons. The record is from RefSeq and is a predicted model, not a curated record.